AUGGAAAAUGACCGUAAAAGUAAUGAAACCGUUGAAGAUUUAUUCUUCAAAUUUAUGGACGCUCAAGAUUGUCCCGAAAUCACAAGUGCUUUUGGACAACUGGUGAAACUUCUUGGUAUAAAAUCUGAUAAUCCGCGCGAAUUUUAUUCGUUGCUUAAGGGAAAACUUCAAACGUGGAGGUGUAAAUCUCUUUGGGAACUGUUAGAUUGUCGGGCUAAUCAGAAGGAAUACGGCAAGGGAAAAAUAUGCGAAGACACUCAAGUAUUAAUCAUUGGUGCAGGUCCGAUCGGCUUGAGAACUGCUGUUGAAGUUGCUCUGCUUGGUGCACGGGUUGUGAUUGUGGAGAAGAGAGAGUCUUUUGUGCGAAAUAAUGUUCUUCAUCUUUGGCCAUUUCUCCUUACGGAUUUCCGCUCACUUGGAGCAAAGAAAUUCUACGGAAAGUUCUGCUCUGGCUCUAUCGACCACAUUAGUAAGUAGAGUAUUAUUAGGGCAAUUUUUGUUUGUGAUUAAUGGUUUCACUAAUUGUUUUGCGUGUCACUAAUGUUCAUAGAUCUUUGAGUGCACACUUAAGGUUUCAGGUUUGUGCAAAUCAUCGACUGAUUCAGUAAGAACUUGUAUGUGUGUAUAGACUUAUUUCCAUACCGCCUAGUCUCACGUAAUCGCAUAUGAUAAACCAAAUAUAUAAUUGACGAUGCUAAAGCUUUGAAAACAAUAUAAUAUCGGUAUUUCCUUCCACCGCCAGCAGCUCUGAUUCUUGCCUGUAAAACAUGACCUUUCGUAUGUUUCUGAACAAUGAAAAGUUUGAGGGUAUUUCCUUGUGUCGGUCAUUUGAAAGUUUUCGUAAAAAUUUCCGGUCGCUUUUUUAUUUUCAUAACUGAACACCAAUUUGUUGUUUGUUUGAAUUAAUUCACUCUUUGGAAGAGGACAAUCACGUUGUGAAAACACCAUACUUUCGGUCCGUCGAAAGCUGUUGAAAGCAACUUAAUAGCAACCGUUGUAGAUAAAUGCCGUAUUACAUGGAUAGCUGUCAAGGACAUUUAUCUCAUCUGUGUUCCAACUAUUAAGGUCAAGUUUCGUGGCGACAUUAUUAGCGCUUAUAAUCCGCGACUAUACCAUUUGUUUGUGUGAAUAUGGCGGAUUGUUUAUCAUGUUAACGUAAAGCGAAGCAGAUAUAGGUAAUUUUCCAGAAAAUAAUAACGUAAGAAAUUCGAUCCAGUCGCCUACUCACAUACAUUUACACGAAAGGAGUUUAUUAUCAGCGAUGAUAUUUGAGGGGAAUCAUUUUCCAAGCUUGGAUAUGAUUAAAUCUGGCCUUCACGCCAAGAUCAUCACAUAUUCAAAAUUUUGAAGUUGUUUGUUUCCUUGCAGUGUUUACGCUUAAAAGCUAAAUAAAUACAGGAAUGGCAAUUUUAAUUGGCUGUUUAUAAACACUGGCUUCGCACCUGUCUCAAGCAAGAAAGAUUCAGCAAUAAAAAAGUGAUAGCAUUCUUUCCUCAAGCUGUUCAAAACCAGCUUUACAAGAUCUUCGGUUCUUUUGCGAAAGUUUGAAUUAAACUAUAUUUGGAAUAGCCACAAUAACUUUCAGACAAAAUUAAAGCACAUUAGACAAUUGCGACAUUGAUUUUGUAGGUUGUUGCCAUCUAAGUUUACAAAAUUAUUUUUUGUUUCAACUUAUCUUUAACUUGUGCUGACUCAGCCCAAGAGGCUUAAAUUAUCUGUUUGGUUCUGUGUUUAUGAAACGCAAAAUUUGGACUGCAUGGCUUUCAUUUAUAUUUUUAAUUGUUGAUAUCACUGUUUAUGUUAUUUUAAAACUAAUUAACGUUUUGUUCGUCCCCGGUAUCUCCGUACUCUUGGAUGACGCAAAAGUAAAAAGUAACAAUUACGAAUUCGUGCGAAGGUGAAGCACUUCACCGCAGCCAUUUCUUGUUUAAAAAAAAAUUGAUAUGUUCUGACAUGCUGAUCUUCUUGCCAAAUCAAUUACAGUUUGUCUUCAGGCAAUUUGUAUCAGCAUUCGGAAAGAAGAAUACAUUAAACAUACAUAAAUAAUUUAACUAAUGCUCUCUGUGUUUAAAAACAAUUUACAUUCUAUGUUUUCACUGAGUUAAAUAAAGAGAGUUCACUUCGUCAAUUUGACCAGUUGGCCAUUUUACAACUUUCCUCUCAUCUUCGCCGAAGAAAGACUUUACGUGAUAUGGCGCGUCUAAUUUGCGUUUAAUUUAAAAAUGAAUAUUUCAAAUUCUGUUACCAAAUAAUGAAAAGAAAGAGGUUUUUUUCAUAAGGAGCCUUAGGCCAGAGACUCAACACUUACGGUAGCGUUUUAACGGGCAAUUAAUUGAAACUUUUUAAGAAAUUGUGUAAGACGGGCAUUAAAAAAAACAACCGACCGGUGGGAGAUUGACCUUUGCCAAGGUUAGUGUAUUCGGUAUAAGAUCUUUUUCAGCACGAUCACGCCAGUUUAUUUAUAGGCAUCUAAAUAUACCACGGGAGGAAUAAUAUUGAUUCUCUUUUUGCCUCCAGGGGCACACAUAAAAAUAUCGGCAGUAGUUCAUUUUCUCAACUUGAUUUAAUGUAAAUGUUUAGUCUACAUAGUUCAUUUUUUCUCCAAUUCAGUAUGGAACUUUAUUUUUCUCAGAAGACAAAAUGAAACAGGUGUUAUUUAUUGAGCACCUCCAACACGUGCCCUCGAAAGUGGAAAAAUAGCUUGCAUACCGUACUUUGAACGAGAAAACAAGAAAUCAGAUUUUUUCACCACCCCUGCUGUAAAAAAAAACAUACAAAACAAAAAAAAGUAGAAGAGAAGGCAGGAAAUUACGCGCCCUGUCAAAUAAUCUGCGGGCAAGCUCCAUAUCCGCCCUCCGCCCGAUCGUAACCACAGCGAUCUUGCUUACACGCUUGUUGUUAGUAGACUUAGUAGACUAGUCAACUGCUAGUUAUUUAACUUUACGACAAUCGUCGACUUUGAUAUCACCCCGAAUACCAAUAUUGUUUUUCGAAAGCUCCAAGCCUGAGCGGAAAAUUUCGAAGAGCGUUUCCCUUUCUGCAUAUAAUUUUCAGUCACCCUUUCAGAAAGACAUGCCUCAUUAAACUUGCUUUUGUCUAGGUAUUCGCCGACUUCAAUCUGUUCUCCUCAAAACUGCACUUAUCUUUGGUGCCAAGCUGUAUACUGGUGUCACAUUCGACGGUGUGAUCGAACCGAACUCAGUGGAGGAUGGGUGGAGGUGCAAAGUGUCCCCCGCGUCCCACCCUGUUAGUGAGUAUGAAUUUGACGUCCUCAUUGGUGCCGAUGGCAAGAAGAAUGUUAUUCCUGGUUUCCAACAAAUAGAAAUGAGAGGUAAGUGAAGACUUACUUCGUUUUAAAAUUCUCCUCCAUUAAUGAUCUGAACUGAACCCCAAAAAAUAAAUUUAAAUUGAGUAUCAAUUAGGACUUUGUCACCCUCAAAUAACGCCAUAAUUUGCAAAGAGGGACUUGAGUGUGGUCAGAAAAAAAUUAUACUCAAUAUCUUAUUAAUUUUAAAUACUUAACAUAAAUUAUAUACAUAUAGACCACGAAGUUGUGCAAAUCGUUGGACCUCAGAUUCAUUUAUUCAUGAUCCCAGGUAGGGAAAUCGAGCUUUACCUCUCUUAGCUGACAGGCGAUUCUUUGUGACAUAAUUGAAAAAUCAGCCAAAGGCGAAGAUGAAAGAAAAAUGCGCUUGCAGUGAUAACGCUCGAUGUAAAUUGUGGAUCAAUUGCUUUUUUAGGGACGCUCGCCAUCGGAAUAACGGCAAACUUUGUGAAUCACUACACAGAAGACGAAGCUAAUGUGGAGGAGAUUAGUGGCAUCGCGUAUCAGUUUAAUCCGAAGUUUUUUGAUGAGCUCUUUAAACAGAAGGGAAUCAAGCUGGAAAAUAUUGUUUAUUACAAAGAUGAAACACACUAUUUUGUCAUGACUGCUGGUAAAGCAAGCUUACUUAAAAGAGGAGCUCUAAAAGAGGUAAAUGAAUGGAAUUUGUUCAUGCUGUUAUCUCCUGGUCAGUCUAUUAGUAUUUAGAUCAGCAUGCACCCUAACAAAUCGGCCACACUGCUUCCGUAGGGAGAUGGAGAUGGAGAUGGAGAUAUUGUAGCCAAAAAGAAAGUUACUAAUAUCACAGGGUUUGUAUUGGUCAACAGGCUACACCUUAAAAGGACAGGAAAUUAUAGCUAGAAAAGAUACUCUCCGCACUUCUCUUGCUACUGUGGAAUUACUUCACACUGCUUAAAUCGUGAUGCGUCCUCAAAAAAACAUGCGAUUAUCUAAUAAAGAUGAAACUGAUGCCAAUUUUUACUGGUUUUAUCCAUUUCUGCAGGAUUUUGGCCCUUCUGCAAAGCUUCUCUCACCGAACAACAUUGAUCACUCAAAAUUAUUGGAGUAUGUCACAGAUGUGGUCAAGUACGCUACAAAAGGAACCCUGAGGAACUUGGAGCUGAAAAUUGUCGGCAAUAAUCAACCAGAUAUUGCUGCAUUUGAUUUCACUUCGAUCAAAAAAGCUGAACACGCUGCUAGGAUCAUUGAGAGAAAAGGAAGCAAGUUGCUUGUUGGCUUGGUAGGCGACAGCUUAUUAGAGGUCAGUCUCCAAAUUAUCAUUACUAUUUCCUUCUUCUACAUCUGUUGAACACUUUUGAAGAAAAUACGGUUUUGUUGCAUGAAGGCAAAGAGAGUUUAAAAUUAAUUUUAACACAGCCGAAAUAUCUGUCUUAUUUAGCGAUUACUUUUGCUAAUUAAGGCUACUUGUAGUUGUUUUACAGUUAACUUCUUCAUUGCUGAAACUAAAGUUUUGUUAUAUCUCCCCCGACCUGUAGCGGCUGACGAGUAUUUUGGGAUGGUGAUAAAAGAAUAGCAAAAUAUGAACCAGAAAAGAGAGAAAGUGAAAAGGAAAAAAUAAAAUGUUUCAUUUUACGGGAAAGAAUUUUUAACUGUAGUUGCUCAUGCGCGUGAUCGACGACUCGUGCUCAGCAGAGGUUUUCAGUUUUUCAUGCGUUAUCAUUCCUGUUUUACAUAUGUUCAAAAAUGUGCGCAGCUUUGAAAGAUUUUCAUCUUCCUUUCUUCAGCCUUUUUGGCCCACUGGAUCUGGCUGCGCUCGCGGUGUUCUGAGUGCACUAGAUGCGGCAUGGAUGAUUCGUUCAUUUGCACAGGACAAACCACCGCUGCAGAUACUCAGUGAGCGGGAGAACAUCUACCGACUACUUUCAGGGACCAGCUCGGAAAAUCUCCACAAAGAUCACGCAAAGUAUACAAUAAACCCGGCCACACGAUAUCUGCACAUUACACAGAAACGAAUUCGAGAGGUGUACCAUUUGUUUGACACUGAUGAUCCAGUGAACGCCGAUUUCAGUGUCGGAAGCCCUCAGAUAACUGUAUCAAACAAAGGUAAAUUUAGAGCUUUUGUCAGUAGCUAAGUCGUUGGUGUUCGUGUCCCUUCGUGCGCUCGUCAAAACGAGCUUGUAUCUUUGCCUAGAGAGAUGGGACAAUACAUUUCCCCUCUAAGCUCAGAUUACUGUUGAGAUAUCCAAUCAGUUUGAUUGAAUGUUGGGUCUUUACAGCAUCGGUCCAAAGGAGAGAAAACACUUCAUGCAAGGUUUAUGCAAGGGUGUUAACUGCAUUUAUGUAUAUGAUCAUAUACUUAUUCGUCGUUUUUUUCCCUCUCUUUUUCCAGCUUCUCGUAGAAGAAGAAUCAGUACUGGUGCGAAGUAUACUUCAUCUAAAGGUCGGGCACGAGGCCGAGCAGGUUCCCAUCUAGAUAUUGCUGCAACUAGAAUGAGAUCAACUUCGGGAUCUAGCGUGGAAAACUUAGUCUCGCAUAACCCCCUAUCCUCUACACAAUCUGCACCACUCGACAGCAGAGUUCGCGCCAGUACAUUUGAUAGUGAUGAUGAAGUGUUCAAAACAAAAACAAAGCGUGUGAGGAUAAAAGAUUCAGCUAGACGUAGUAGGAGCUCCACUGUGGGUAGUUCAGGCGAUGAACUCAAAGACACAAGGAAAAAAUCCGCAAGAAAGCGAUCUAUGACGAAAUACAAUCCGGAAAAUCCGAAAGAAAACACUCGCCGCAAAAGAGGUUUCUUUGGGUUUGGAAGGAGUAAAACUAGAAGAAAAAGCGCAGGAGAAUCAGAUUAUCAUUCUGACAAAGAAAAUAAAUUGCAGAAGAUGAAGCAAGGAGAAGAGCAGGAAAAAAUGGAGGAUAAAUGUGUGAACGGAGUGGCCUUGAAAAGUGUUCCACGGAAAGAGGAAGAGAAGGCAGGAUUUGCGAGGGAUGAUUCCUUGAAAAGGCGCCCUGCAGGAUCAUUCUCGAGACAGCAGUACACAAGAAGAUCUACAAAGGACAUUAUACGAGAAAUGGAAGCUAGAUCCAAAGGAGACACUGCUCCAAAUGUAAAUAUAAAGAAUGAAAAGCUUGCGAGUAAAGGGUCUGACUCAAAAAGACAAGAACUUCACUUGAACGGUGAACCUCGUGGUGAAGGAGGGAAAAAUAGAAUUAAUAAAAAUGACAAUAGGGAAGUGGAGGAAAAGGCAAAGAUCAAGAGAGAGGAUGAGAAAAAGAAGCAAAAGGAGGAAGAGAAGAGAAAAAAAGAAGAACAACGAAAGAAAAAGGAUGAGGAGAAGAGAAAACAUGAAGACGAUAAGAAGACGAAAGAAGAAGACGAAAGGAAAAGGAAGAAGAAAGAAGACGAGGCUAAGAAGAGAGAACAAGAGAAGAAUUUACACAACAAAAAACAACAAACUACUCCGCAAAACAAGAAAUCCAUAAAGAAAAGUUUAUUGGAUGAGAUAGCGGCGUAAGUAUUUAGUUUUAACGCCUAAAGGAAAAUAUUAAGAUGACGGACAGGCUUCGUUUGCUUCUCAGUUAGGAAAGGGAAGGAAAAACAUCUGCACUAAAGCUAAAAGUGACCUUGUCUCUCUGCUAAAUCAUCAACACCUUUGGACUUUCAGUUGACAUCUUUUCUCUCGUUUGGUUUUGUCAACACAGGUUGUCUCCCGUAGCCAAACGUGCCAUGCCGGUCCUGUCAAAACUGAGCCCUGAAAACGACAAAGAAAACGAAAAGGCGCACGAACAUAGUGUAACGUCAGUAGUGCGGGAUGCCGCCAUGUUAGUCAUGGCAACACCUCUGCUGAUUGACGGAAUAAUACCCAAAAUAGGAACGGACCGAAAGGGAUCUUGGGUAAGGUGCUAAUAUUUUUAUUUAUGACAAAUUAAGGCCAUCCUUCACAAAUUUUCCGUCGCUUGGAGUGUUCUUCUAGUUGUUUCAAUUCUUUGUUUCCUCUGAUAGAAUACACAGACUUCAAAUUUUCUUGAGCAAGCGUUAUGCUUCAUCAAUUUUUACUUUUCUUUUAGCUUGGGAGAAGUAGCGGUCGCGUCCGCGAUGUUGUUAAUCGUUACAACACAUUGAAUGACAUGAAACCCACCUUAGACAAGAUGAAUGGAAAUGCAACUCCCUUGAAAAGGCCGAGAGAUAGGUAUGACUGAUUUUAACACACGAGAUUUACCAUGUAAAUGGAAAUUAUCAUUUUUCCUAUGUCUACCGUUACUCUGUAUUAAUGAAAAUUUGUAAUCGCAAGCAUCAGUUCCUAGCUAUAGCUAGCUUACGGGAAAAAUAUGUCCCGUCGGGCUGGUCUGUUAAUUGAAGGAUGUUUUAACACACUGUGGGUCACUAAGGCAACCGGUUUGCUUGCUAGUUACUGCAUAUCAGCUCACGUCCCGGUCUUUAAUUCAAAUUAAAAGUAAAAAUGGCCUUUGUCAGUUUGUCCUGCAUGCAUGUUCGAUGAAUUUCGCUUUAGCACUGGACUGUGGAGUGAGAAAAACAUUUACAGGAUUGGUACGUACAUGUACUUAACUGUCGUGAUGAUCCUAAUUUACUUUGCUCAUGGCCCUUUUCCGUGAAUAAAUUAUUCUCUUAGAUGUUGUAAUUUCUCUUCUUUCAAGUGUUGAUGGCUCUGAAAGGAAACCAAGAAUGAUAAACGUCGACAACGAAGAAGAGAAAGGAAAUCAGAAAGUGGAAGAUGCAUUUGAUGUAAAACCAACACCUCCCUCAGACAAGAAGAAGACUUUGCAGAUGAAGAAAGAUGAAAAGCUUUUAAUUUCCUCUCCUUCACUGGAAAGGCUUAAAUUAAAGGUAAGCAUUACAAUCAGCAAUUUCACUUGCAUUGAUAAUUGUUUCAUAAACAUAUAAGUAUCUUUAAAGGAAGGGCGCAAAUAGGUAUGAUCUUUUAUCGAAAAUUUGUUACUUUGAUGCAAAAGUUUCAUCCUUUCUUUUCCCGUUUUGCGAGUUCGCUUGCCUUUUUUAUGACUAAAAAAUUUUUUUCAUAUCGAGCAGAUGAGAAUAGAUUCUUUUACCUUUCCUAGCCCAUGCCUUUCAAUCUGUUAUCACUGAGUUGGGCACCUUUUUUUCAGCCUCACGCCAUUCCUCAUGCAACUGAACCUAGCACCUGAGACCUGAAAAUUUUUUAUAUAUAUAUUUUUUAAUCUAGUUACAGGACGAACCAUCUGCCGAUGAUAGAACGUGUUCUACUUCGUUACCAAAUGGACAUGUAACAAAGGACUUUAAUUCUCCUAUGUGGCAAAAAACGGUCAUUGCCCAAGUUGCAGAGCAUCAAGACAAGAGAAAAGAAAACGAGAAUGAGCAUACCACAAAGAUAAAGGGAGAGGUAAGAUUGGAAGAGAGGAUGGGGCUCAUUGUGUUGGUCAUAGUCAAUGAUCUACUAAUCGCAUAAUCGAGAUUAGUGUACACGUGUGAACGCGAAGAUUCAAUAUUGUAGGGCCAGAUGCGACAUUUUCUGGUACUUCUUACCAAGUAAGUACUAGCCCACGAAUCUCUGACAAGGGCUAACGAUCGAAAUGUUUUUAUUUUUAAGGCGAAAGAGAUGCAGCCUGUUCGUACCAAACUCUCAAAACAAAAGCGGCGGUCGUCCGUGUUGCCUUCUGAAGCGAUGGAGGAAAAACUGGUGAAUCUACUGAACAGUACUACAGCUGAGAGAGGAAGGCGGUCCAUUAAAUACAUGAUAAGUCUCUUCAGGUACAAAAUUUUGAAAUCUUUUACUAUAUUUUCCGGGUGUUUGGCGGCAAAAAAGAUGGCGCAUAGUAUCACAAUUUAGGUUACGGUUCACAAUAUGUUGCAUGUAGUGACAGUUUCUCGUCCGGUAUAAGGAAACAUUUCAACAUUUAGUGAAUUAUCAAACACAGGGCUGUUCAGAUAACGAUAUUACAAUCGUGCUUAUUACUGCGGAUAGGUUAAUAUUUUGUUAUGGUUUUAUAAAGCUGGUGUAAAAAUGAGUUUCCCUAAAAAAAUCAUAUGGAAUAAAUUUUGGAUUAUUUUAAACUUUGACUGGGAAGAUUUUACAUCUGAAACCUCAACGUCCAUUCUGGGUCUGGCCUUGUUGCUUUCCUAUCCUUUAUUUUUUCCUCUCGAGUUCUUCAUGGUAAAAUGUAUGCAAAAGAACUUAGAUUUAAAAAAAUCUCUGUUUACCCAUCAUGGCCAGUCCCUCCGUUCUGUAUAAAACGAAAUGUCCCCUUCGUUUUAAGUUUGAAAAUAAUUUUAAAAAUUCCACUUAGGGUUUUAAUGACAUGUUUUCUUAGAUUGACCUAUUUCAUAUUUGUUGUCUACAAUUUUCCAGGCAAAUUCAGAAAAACCCGACCGAUGAAAGAUACUACAGGAUUUUCAAGGGAAGAGCGAGGUUUAGAAAACACGUUUGGUCUUUGAGGAACGCCAAGCUGUUCAUGACUUCAAGCGGUUGGACAGAGGUAUCACUUCAAUUUAACUGCAACUUAAAAAGCGGUAUUCUUUUAGUAACAAAUGCGGAGAAGACUGGCUUUACGACCGUUAAUUCCUGAAUAACCUCCUAUUAGCAUGUGAAGUUUGCAGCGCUUAGACAACCAGCUGUAGGGGUUUUUUUUGGGGGGGGGGGGGGGAGAGAGGGAAGGGAGGAUGAGUUGAGAGAGAGUGAAAGUUCUCAAAUUAUUCUCAAGAAGUAAAAGUUCAGUCUCAUGAACCAUUUCAAGUUGCUCAUUUCUAUUGAUCCUAAGGCCAGAGUAAUAUUAUCUUUAGUCAUAUAAGGUUUCUCUUCUUGCAGAUUGGCAGUUUCAUUGUAUUUCCGUUAUCGAAGCAGACUGAGGGACCAAUGAUACUGCUUAACAAGUACCUGAGGUACAUGGUUUUUUUUUUUUUUUUGCUUGGCUGCUCAGCUUUCUUCUGAUGCACCGUGCCCUCUUCUUGGAGUACAGAUUUUCGUUUUAGGACCCUUUUUUUCUCAGAGAUGUUUAUGAAUUUGAUUUCUUAAACAGGUGACUUGGGCUACUUGUAAAGGUUGUGGAUAAUCAAAAAGCAUAUCUCGGUUUAAAAACUCCUUCUUUAGGGUUAGAAGCAAAUAAACGCAAAAUUGAGCGCCUACAGCGAGAGAGACCAAGUAAUGGUACUAAUAUAAAAAUAGCCAUACAAGAAGAUGAACUUUUGUUACUGUGAAAAACUGCACAUAAAAGGUAGUGAUAAGACGUACAAACUGCUUUGUUUAGGAAGCUGGUAUAAUAUGCUACAAAGCGUUGAAUCUAAUGCCAAAUUUCAAGAUUUCAUCAGUUUUAAAAUUAUUUCUUUGUUUAUUUGUUAGUAUAACAGAGGAGAAAAUUAAAGAAGAGAGCAGUGUUCCCCCAAAGAGAGAUGCUCCGAACCUGCGUAGGGCGAAUUCCUCAGAUUUGGCAGAGAGAAUACUGGAACUGAAAGAAGCUUUAUCUUCACCUAGGAACAAUUUGAGCACGAAGACAAAAUCUGGUGGCACUAAUGACAGUAGAGGUUUAAGAGUAUUGCAAAGAACAGUAUCGCUGGAUGAGGUAAACAUUCGGCUAAGAGCGAAAACUGGCGUGUCUGGGACUUCACUGAAGGAAUAUUCAACAUCCAGGAAAAGGGAAUUGUCACAGAAACUGCGCAGUCAUCUGGAUCAAGGUAACGUCAACAAGCCAAACAAAUUACGGCGCUCUGUGAGUGAAAACUCACUAUUGGAAUCAAGUGAACCUUGCGAUAACUUUGAGAUAAUUUCAUCACGAGUAAUUGACAGAGAUGAACAAUCACAAAAACAGCAAGUCUAUUCGGACCAGGUGGAUGAAAACAAACCAAGUAAUCUUCGUCGUUCUGUGAGCGAAAAUACUCUUUUGGAAGCAGGUGCAACUUGCGAUAAUCUUGGGCCAACUUCAUCACGAUUUACUGACAGCGAUAAUUCAUCACAAAAGCUGCAUAAGCAUACGGAAAAAGAGGAUGAAAACAAACCUGGUAAUCUUCGUCGUUCUGUGAGUGAAAACAUGCUUCUAGAUUUGCCUGAAACUAGUCAUUCGGAUAGAGUAGAUGAAAAGAAACUAGGAAAUCUUCGUCGUUGUGUGAGUGAAGACACAUGUCUAGAGUCAACUGAAACUAGCGAUAACUGCGGACCUAUUUUCUCUCCAUUUACAAGGCGAUUCUCUCAAAGGCGCGUCGAAGAACAAGAGGUGUCGUGCGAUCUACUUAUGGAGAAUCCAAUACACUCGGAAAUUUCCACUGUUGGCAUCACUUCAGAUGAAGAAGAUUUCCCCACAAGUAGUGCAGUAAAUUCGCAUUCUGAGCGGUUAGAGGUUCGCUCGCCGCAAGAGGCCGUUCUAGAUGAAGCAGACCAACUGUCCUCCGUUUUGGGAAAUCUUAUUGACACCUUAGGAAGCUCUACAGAAAACGAGAGAGAGGCUGACUCGGAGAAAGAGACAACAGACAAACCUAAGAAGAACAAAACGAGUCGAAAAGCCAAAGACGAGCACAAAGAUGAGGAACUGGAAACUUUAUGUGAAACACUGGACAUGUUAAUCAAUGACACAAGCAGCGACUCCUCCUCUGAGAGUCAGAAGAAGGCGUAUAAAGAAAGGAAAACACGUAAUCAAGAAGAACGCCGUAAAACUGCUUUUAAACCUCCCCUGCCCCCGACCCAAAGGACCAAGCAGCAGCAGGGGAAAAGUAAAAGCGUAGAAACUGUUCAAAGCGGCUCUAAACGAAGAUCGACAACGGAUGGCCGUGUAAGGCAUGGACGAAUUUCACAAGCGAAGAGCGUCGAUAUAGCGGCGUCAACGAGUAACACGAGACGAAAGGAUAGGACUUCUGGAAGUGCUGACUCGAAGGUGACAAAGACAAAGACAAAGACACAACAACGACAAGGAAGUUCAACACGAACAUACAUUACGAGGCAAAACGAAACGAGUAACCCUAAUGCUUCUCGUGCGACUAAUCGAAAAGAAAACUUGUCAAGUAAACUAAACUCUGAUGCAAUAUCGUCACAAAGAAUUUCGAAACGACUUGCCACAAAAAGCAAGAGUGUUGAUUUGGAAAGGUCAAGAACGCGGCCUCCAGUGGCAAAGACAAAGAGUGUAGAUCAUCGAAGAAACGGAGUGAAAAGAAAUAGGUUUGGACGUUCGGCAAGCGGCAGAGACGGCGACAAAGCACUACGGCAGAGCAUAACCGAACAAAGUCCAGUGAAGUCAAGAAUUCAGACUAAGAGAGAAAACCCUCGCGCUUCUCUAGCUGAGCAUUCAAAGGGUAAGACAGAAGAGGAAAACAAUGAAGAGUCGCCUGAGCUUCUUCACGAAAAUACCAUCACAAAAGACGCUUCAUCGCAGGAGGACGGUUUUACGGUACAUGUGCCCAUUGAUGACAACAGUGUCAAUGAUGCUGAAAGCCUGGCUUUACUUGGUAAAACAUCAGACAGUUGCAUUGCAAAAGAUCAAGACGUGACUGACGUGGGAAGAAACAGUGAAAACGAGCCUGAGAAAGAGAUUGCUGAAGAUCAUCCCUGCUGCGAAUCUGUCGUCCGAAAAAACCACGUUUCUGAUGAAACAGAAUCAUCUCAAGGAAACAGUGACGAAAUCAUUAAGGUAUCGAAUUCUGUUCAGACCUAUUCCCAUGAAAACGAAGUUUUUCUAAACAAUGAUGUCCAAGGUGAGAAUGUGGACGCGAAAAAUCUCGGAAAUUGCCAGAAAGAAAAGCAAAUGACUGCAAGUAAUGGGGAACUUCGUAAGCUUGUCAAUUCUGGGAAGGAGCAAUCAACGGCAAAUGGAAGCCUUAAAGAUAUGGACACGCAUACGCAGAAAAAAGAAGAUAGAAACCCCAGCAUCACUCAAAACGGCAACACAGAGUUCAUUGUACCUCAAUCAGAAAAUCGUAAAAUGACUUUGUUGGAUCUUGGAAAACAACAAUCCAGAGAAAGAUCAACUAGAAAAGAAGCAAUGUCGCUUUCGCUUGAAGAACGAAAACAACUAAUGCGAGAUGCCAGUGUCACUAAACCAAAAUCUAAACCUGCUGAUAAAAGAAGAAGUAUUCUACAAAUUAAGAGCCGAAAUGACGGUAAUCUGGUAAAAAACAAAAAGCAGGCCUUUGAAAAACCCAAAGAGGCUCAUUCAGCUUCAGACGGCUCUGAUGUGAAAACUUCUAAGCAACGGCAUUUCCGCUUACCGGGUAGAAGGAGAAAGUCGUUUGAGCUCUCAAGUGAACCUUUAGAGGUUUUAGCUGAAGAUCAAGAGGAAGUAUUUGAAGAGAUGCCGACUGCAAAUGAAAUAAAAACUCCUACAAAGGCCAACAGCAGUUGGAGGGAUGCCUCCUCUAACAAUGGCGAGAUCCCAGAGCUAAAUAACUCUAGCGGAGAAAAAAUUGAGAAAGUUGAGAAAGGAAAAAGUCAUUCCCCAGUCAAAAUAAGCCCAUUUCAGAUACGUUUUACAAAACGAAAAGGUUCUUACGAUUUAGAAAAAAGAGCAAGCUUAGAAGGCAUCGUGGAAUCACCAAAAAAAAUUUCAGGCGAUUGCGAGUGAGAGAUCUACCCUACUCAAAUAUAUCAGUUAAUUAGACUUUUCUUGGAAAUAAUACAAGGAGUCAACACAUUCCUGCUUUCUGAGAAGAAAAUGCCAAUACGACUUUCCGUUUGAUCAACUUAGUUGCAAGAAAUUCAACAAAAUAAUUAAGAUGGACAUAUGCUAAUAUUCUCAGAGUUAAAACGCAGCCAUAUUUCUCUGUCUAAGACAGACUUUAACUAGAAACAGUUCAAGACAGCUGGAGAAACGUGACAAGAGCA
This is a messenger RNA of Pocillopora meandrina, 14071 nucleotides long. The record is from the annotation of a GenBank genome assembly. Lineage: Eukaryota; Metazoa; Cnidaria; Anthozoa; Scleractinia; Pocilloporidae.